AUGGUCAAUCCAGUAACGCCCUCGAGAUUAGCUGCAAUAUCUGCUUACCGUAACCUGCUCAAGACACAGAGAGAUGUGUUUAAAAAUGACAAUGGUGCAAUCCAAGCAAGAGUAGCUGCCAAGAAGGAAACCCAUGCUAGGUUUAUGCAGUACAAAGAAGAAACAAACUGUGACAAACUGGCCCUGGCUGAACAAGUGGUAUCACUGCUGAAAAAGAACGUGAGCCUGGCAGAAUUGAAGAACGAGGGCGGAAUUGGUAACCUAUGA
Phycomyces blakesleeanus NRRL 1555(-) is the source of this 267-nucleotide messenger RNA. RefSeq lists its product as hypothetical. Gene Ontology annotation, biological process: mitochondrial respiratory chain complex III assembly. Lineage: Eukaryota; Fungi; Mucoromycota; Mucoromycetes; Mucorales; Phycomycetaceae. The record is from RefSeq and is a predicted model, not a curated record. The transcript is spliced from 4 exons. The coding region runs from base 1 to 267 and encodes 88 amino acids.